CUACCCGGGACCGGCGGCCGCCGCCGCGCACAGCCCGCGCCCUCUCCCGCGCCGCGUCCGCCCGUCCUCCUGCCCCGCCAUGAAGUUGAGCAGCCGCGGCCGGGGAUGCUGCGCGGGCGGCAGCCGGGAGCGCGGGCCGCCGCCGCGGAGCCCCUUCGUGCACCAGCUGCGCUUCAGCCCCCUGGAGAAAGCCAAGAUUGCCUUCAUGACCUUGACUCUGUUUCCUAUCCGACUCUUUUUUGCUGCUUUUAUGAUGUUGCUGGCCUGGCCUUUUGCUUUCAUUGCUUCAAUGGGAUCUGACGAGCAAGAGCUUGAAAAGCCCCUCUCCUGGUGGCGAAAGAUAGUGGCUAUCUUGCUGAAAGCAAUAAUGAGAAUGAUGUGGCUUGCUGGUGGAUUCCACUGGAUAAAUAUAAAAGGCAGACGGGCAUUGCCAGCAGAAGCAGCAAUAUUAACAGUGGCUCCCCAUUCUUCCUACUUUGAUGCCAUUCCAGUAACUAUGACCUUCGCCUCCAUUGUGAUGAAAGCAGAAAGCAAAGAUAUUCCUGUUUGGGGAACUCUGAUCAAAUAUAUCCGACCAGUAUUUGUAUCUCGGGCAGACCAGGAUUCUCGCAGGAAAACUGUUGAAGAGAUAAAGAGGCGUGCCCAGUCUGGUGGUAAAUGGCCACAGAUAAUGAUAUUCCCAGAGGGCACUUGCACAAACCGAUCCUGUCUAAUUACAUUCAAACCUGGAGCGUUUAUUCCUGGGGUUCCUGUGCAGCCGGUUGUUUUACGUUAUCCAAACAAACUGGACACAAUCACAUGGACAUGGCAAGGGCCAGGAGCGUUUGAAAUUCUGUGGCUUACUUUAUGUCAAUUUCACAAUUCUGUGGAAAUCGAGUUUCUACCCGUGUAUAUUCCUUCAGAAGAAGAAAGAAAAAAUCCAGUCUUGUAUGCCAAUAACGUCAGACGUGUAAUGGCAGAGGCGUUGGGAGUUUCAGUGACAGACUACACAUUUGAAGACUGUCAGCUGGCUUUGGCUGAAGGACAGCUUCGUCUACCUUCAGAUACGUGUCUUUUAGAAUUUGCAAAGCUUGUGAGGAGCCUUGGGCUGAAGCCAGAAACACUUGAAGAUGAUCUCAAUAAAUAUGCUGCAAGUGCCAUGAAAAUGAAGAAAGAAAAGGUUGAUCUCAAAGAAUUUUCAGCCUACUUGGAAUUUCCAGUUUCUCAGACAUUAGAAAGUAUGUUUUCACUUUUUGAUGAGAAUGAAGAUGGUGUAAUUGACAUUCGGGAAUUUGUCAUUGCUCUGUCAGUUGUCUGUAAGCCAUCCAAAACUCUGGAAACAAUUCAGUUGGCAUUUCAGCUGUACCAGUCAGGAGGCGGAACUGUAACAGAAGAGGAUUUAGCUUGUAUUCUCAAGACUGCCAUGGGCGUGUCACAAAUUGAUGUUACACAUCUUUUUAGAGCUGUAGAUGAAGAAGAAAAAGGAAAGAUUACAUAUGAUGACUUCUACACAUUUGCUGUGUUGCACCCACACUUUGCAGAAGACUAUCUCUAUGCUGAUCAUAUGGGAGCUGAGAGCGGCUUGGAGACUUCAUCUCUUUCUGCACCUAAUGGUAUCUGUACUGACUUCAGCCCUGACAAUAGUGGAGAUCGAAAGAAGCCCUUGCAGAAGAAACUAAAUUAACACUACAACUGUUACCUUCCUCUCCUGGUGAGAGGGUUGUAUUUUCUUGGGAUUUUCAUAAGUCACUCCAAUUAUACAACAAAUAUCAGUUUUGUGUGUGAAAGUUCUACCUGAAUACCAUCCUUUGAAUCAUAUGUGCUAUAUUUAACAACAUGUUCCAGGUUACUUUGGGAAGGGUGUUUUUAUUUUUUUUGAAAAGAUCUUUGAAAGGCAAAAAUGUGAAUGUGCUUCAUUGUUAAUGUUCAUAUUUAAAAGGAAGCGGCACAACUUAUUUAUAUUCCAUUGGCUAGUUCCAUGUACAAAGUGUCGCACAAACUGUGCAUGUAUAAAGAAACUGUAGCUACUAUGGUGUAAAGUGCACUUUGGUGAUUAGUGUUUUCCCUAGUUAUGGGGAUGUUUAUCUGGGGCCAAACUGUGCUGUCCAUAUCUGAAUAGUCAGUCUUGUUGAUUUCAGUGGGAUUAUUCUCUUGAGCAAGGCAAGCAUACUUUGGCCCUUUGUUUUGGUUUCAGUGAACAGUUUGGAAACAGUAAUACAAAAACUUGCUAAGGAUUACUUUUUAUUUUUAUUGCUGAAUGACGAAAUUGUUUCUCUUUCCAUGGUAGAAUGAAAAGGAAAGGCUCCUUACCCCUCACCCCCCAACACUUUUCUACUGUAAUCUUCCGGAUGCAAUUAAACAUGAAUUCUUUCCAAACUGA
Pseudopodoces humilis (Tibetan ground-tit) is the source of this 2359-nucleotide messenger RNA. RefSeq names its product lysophosphatidylcholine acyltransferase 1 (gene LPCAT1). Gene Ontology annotation, cellular component: endoplasmic reticulum. Lineage: Eukaryota; Metazoa; Chordata; Aves; Passeriformes; Paridae. The record is from RefSeq and is a predicted model, not a curated record. Gene Ontology annotation, molecular function: calcium ion binding; 1-acylglycerophosphocholine O-acyltransferase activity; lysophosphatidic acid acyltransferase activity.